GCACACAUCUGCUCCAGAAAAGCCACUCCUAUAAAAGUCCAUUAGAAUCGCCAUUUUAUGUCAUCAUCACUUCGACUGAGCCACAUCUAUAAUACAGUUUAAGCUACAGCCUUUAUUCAGACGCAAACUUCCUGUGACGUAACUCUUCUUUAGAUAUUCACAAUGCCGCCUAAGAAAGAAGAAAAGGGCCAUAUCAACAUUGUUGUAGUCGGCCACGUAGAUUCCGGCAAAUCAACGACAACUGGUCACCUCAUCUACAAGUGUGGCGGGAUCGAUAAACGCACCAUCGAAAAAUUUGAGAAGGAAGCCCAAGAGAUGGGAAAGGGAUCUUUCAAGUAUGCCUGGGUUCUCGACAAGCUAAAGGCAGAGCGUGAACGAGGUAUCACCAUCGAUAUAGCUCUCUGGAAAUUUAAAACGGAAAAAUACUCUGUCACUGUCAUUGAUGCACCAGGCCAUCGUGAUUUCAUUAAGAACAUGAUUACUGGGACCUCACAGGCUGAUUGUGCCGUUUUGGUGGUGGCUGCUGGUACAGGCGAGUUUGAAGCCGGUAUAUCCAAAGACGGGCAGACACGUGAGCAUGCCCUGCUCUGUUAUACCUUAGGUGUGAAACAGCUCAUCGUCGCUGUUAACAAGAUGGACACCACUAGUGAAGUGAAGUACAGCGAAAGCCGUUUCAAUGAAAUCGUGAAAGAAGUCUCUAAUUUCAUCAAGAAAGUUGGCUACAACCCAAAGGGGGUCGCCUUCGUGCCGAUAUCUGGAUGGCAUGGUGAUAACAUGAUUGAGAAGUCGCCAAAUAUGCCAUGGUACCAGGGUUGGAAACUUACCGAACGUGGUAAAAAUAUCUCUGAUGCACGGGGUAAUACCCUCCUCGAGGCGCUAGAUUCUAUUUUAAUGCCAGAAAGACCAACAACUAAGCCUCUUCGAGUCCCACUCCAGGAUGUCUACAAAAUUAGUGGUAUCGGAACGGUUCCGGUUGGUCGCGUUGAAACUGGAAUACUGAAGCCUGGUAUGGUUGUUAAAUUCGCUCCUGCUAAUAUCACCACUGAAGUGAAGUCUGUAGAAAUGCACCACGAAUCACUCCCCGAAGCGAACCCAGGAGACAAUGUCGGCUUCAAUGUCAAAAACGUUUCCAUCAAGGAGGUCAAGCGUGGUAUGGUCUGCGGUGACAGCAAGAAUACCCCUCCUAUUGCUGCUAAGUCGUUUCAGGCUCAGAUUAUCAUCAUGAACCACCCGGGGGAAAUCCACGCUGGCUACAGCCCGGUCGUAGAUUGCCACACAGCCCACAUUUCCUGCAAGUUCACUAAACUAAUCAAGAAGCUGGAUCGCCGAGGAGGCAAGGUGCUUGAGGAGAAUCCAAGCAAGGUGAAGUCUGGGGACGCUUGCAUCGCAGAACUGGUUCCCAACAAGAAGAUGGUUGUCGAGGUCAUGUCGGAGUUCCCUCCUCUUGGGCGGUUCGCCGUACGCGACAUGAAGCAGACAGUCGCCGUUGGUGUGGUGAAGUCGGUAGAGAGGGAAGAAGCUUCUACCGGCAAGGUUACCAAGUCUGCCCAGAAGGCAGGUGGCAAAAAGUGAUACUUGAUACUACAUCCCAGGGGCGUCAAUCGAUUUUUAGAUGGGGGGUGCAAAAUAAUGAAUUAACGUUCCAAAGGCGGUGAAAGGCGCGCUCGAUCACACAAAACAAACACACUCACACACUCACCCCCUCCCCCCAC
Lytechinus variegatus (green sea urchin) is the source of this 1712-nucleotide messenger RNA. Its product is annotated as elongation factor 1-alpha-like. The coding region runs from base 163 to 1572 and encodes 469 amino acids. The transcript is spliced from 7 exons. Gene Ontology annotation, biological process: translation; translational elongation. The record is from RefSeq and is a predicted model, not a curated record. NCBI's taxonomy places the organism in Eukaryota, Metazoa, Echinodermata, Echinoidea, Temnopleuroida, Toxopneustidae. Gene Ontology annotation, molecular function: GTPase activity; translation elongation factor activity; GTP binding.